AUGGCUCACAUCGACCCCGCAAGCGUCUCGGCUAUUGAUGAUGACCUGGAGACAUGGCUUGACGUCGAGGGUCUCUGCGAGGACUCUUCGGACGACCCCGGACAAAACGCUACCACGGCACAAUAUGAUAUCAGCUCGACUUUGACUAGCGUACAGACGCCCCUGGACCAUAAUCCACAAAGCGAAGCACAACCUGCUGGGCAAGAAAACAGAGCAUGCCCGAAAUCGCGACGGAGCACCACCACUCGUACCAACCCGUCUGCCAACUACUCAGUCAUUUGCUUCCCUUCAAAUCCUGCCAAACCUGACGGCAUCAAGAAAAAGAGAAAGGAUUUUGACGAAAAGAGGAGACUCGAGGUUGCCCAAGUACGCAAGACCGGUGCUUGUUUCCGAUGCAAAGUGCGAAGGAUCUCGGUACGUGCUCCCUCACUUACACGCGAGUAUCCGCCAGAGGAUGAGGCUUUUUAUGAGUGGAUGAUUGAUCUUUUCCAUUUCCAGUGCGGUGUUGGAGAGCCAUGCCAGGCAUGCAAGAAGGCUGCUGGCUCUCUUGGGCUUCAGCUAUGCAUCCGAGAGAGAUUAACGAAGAUGAGGUUCAGUUCAGGUGACCUUCACUACAUCGACUACACUGCACGCUUGCUCGACCAAGAACUCAUCGCCGGGACAACCCACCUCGGUCCGCCUCGCAGAGUCUCGAUAUCCAUGGACUAUGUCGACAACCCAGCCUUGGAGGUUGAGGUUCAGGAUUAUUAUGGCAACAAGACACCGCCUUGGCUGUGUUGCUGGGUUGUCAUGAAUCAGGUUGACGGUCAUAUCGAGUUGCACCGGGAGGAGAGUGCACGAUAUGCUCUUCCACAACUUCUUCCAUCAAGUGACCUAGUCGAAUGGGUCGAGAAUAUUAUCGUUCACCAGGACACAAGGUGCAUCGGCUUCCAGCAAGCUGUGGAUGCCUUCAUCAUGAGGUACAGCAAGUCGAGCGCAUCUCUUCCAAUGCAUGAUUUUGUGCGAAAAGUUCACAAACUCAACUGCUUAACCAAGAUACGACUAGGGCUAGUCCUCUGUGUUGAAGAGGACGGCAAGACGACACCGCCCUCUUGCGCUCUGCACACGCAAUUCGGUCAGAUAUCAAAGGCAGCCUCACAACCAAUCGAGAAAGAGGUCCUGUCCGAGUUGGAGAAACUCAUGUUUGGCACCGCUGGUAUCGGCCCUGACAACGCCAUAGCUCUGUGGGCGAGCCUGUGGUGCUUGAUCCUCAUGUACCGGAAACUGGUCCGGUCCUAUAUCGCCUUCCAGCAGUUCCCAUGCCAUGUCCCCGAGGACUACAGCGGCUUUCCGGAAUGCAAGCUGGAGGUGGGCACACAUUUCUACCACUACCUCGUCUCAAUUUAUGCCGCCCUUUUCCGUGUCACCAGUCCGCUGUACACAGACUUCAGGGUUGCAGCCACACGGAAGCUUCUGGACGAGGAUGAGACCCUUGUGCGGGCAUUUAUGAAUUUGCGAACUGAGAGCUUUUACUUUCAAAGAGAGUCGUGUUCCAUGACAACGCCUCAAGACCAGCUCCUGCGGCGUAUGAUCUUGGAUCGAGAGGCGGGACUUAAGCCAAAGCAGCUUCCUGCUACAUGA
Messenger RNA from Fusarium keratoplasticum, 1620 nucleotides. RefSeq lists its product as uncharacterized. The record is from RefSeq and is a predicted model, not a curated record. Bases 1 to 1620 code for a protein of 539 amino acids. The transcript has 4 exons. Lineage: Eukaryota; Fungi; Ascomycota; Sordariomycetes; Hypocreales; Nectriaceae.